This is a messenger RNA of Macrosiphum euphorbiae (potato aphid), 432 nucleotides long. The record is from the annotation of a GenBank genome assembly. Lineage: Eukaryota; Metazoa; Arthropoda; Insecta; Hemiptera; Aphididae.
AUGUUCAAUAACAUUGACAUGGAACAAUGCGGUGGAACAAACGGUACGUCAAAACUUUCCCCACUUGGCGAGAGUGAUAAUAUUAUAGAAGUAUCUCUUGCCAAAAAAAAAAUAUGUGGGCAUAUUCAAAAAGUAAGUCUUAAGAACAGGGUUAAGGAUGUUGCCGAUUACAUUAGAUUAAAAUACCCAUCUAUAAUAAACGAAUCUGUUAAAAUGUCUGAUCCGAGAAUAAUAGAUAUUUGCAAAGAGGUAUUUAAAACUAAAAAUAUCAAAAAACUAAGCAAGGACGUAGUAAAAGCAUUGUCAGCGAGCAACUCAACGCUGUGUAAACUCAUUAAAGGAACUAGAGAAAAUAAUAUCCCUACAGACAUAAACUGUUUAAUACCUUACAAAAAUGAGUUGGUACUACGUCCGUAUCGAGCUGUAAAUUAA